AUGGUUACUCUUCCAAAGAAUAAAAGAAUUGUGGGUUGUAGAUGGGUGUAUACUGUAAAGUAUAACUCAGAUGGAUCUUUGGAGAGGUACAAGGCCAAACUUGUAGCCAAAGGUUAUACUCAGCCCUAUGACAUUGACUAUGUGGAGACAUUUGCUCUACUGGCGAAACUUGACACAGUAAAGAUACUUAUUGCCUUGGCAAUAAAUCUUGAAUUGGAGCUGAAUCAAUAUGAUGUAAAAAAUGCAUUUCUCCAUGGAGAGAUUAAAGAAGAAAUAUACAUGGAACCACCUCCUUAUUACUAUUCAACUCUUCUAGAUAUGAAAGUUUGUAAGCUAAGAAAGGCGUUAUAUGGAUUGAAACAGUCACCUCGAACAUGGUUUGGAAGAUUUUCUUAGGCAAUGGAGAAUCUGAGAUAUAAUCAUAGAAAUCGAGACCAUACUUUGUUUCUUAAACACUCUAGAUCAAGAGGAGUAACUCUCCUUCUGGUGUAUGUCGAUGAUAUCAUCAUCUCUGAAAAUGAUAAGGAUGAGUUGAAGGCUCUGAGUCAACAGUUAUCCAAUCAAUUUGAAAUCAAAUCUCUAGAAAAACUCAAAUAUUUCUUACAGAUUAAAGCUGCCUAUUCUGAGAAGGGAAUCUUCUUUUCACAACAAAAAUAUGUUCUGGAUCUAUUGAAGGAGACAUGGAAGAUUGAGUGCAAGCCUAUUAACACACCAAUAGACCCGAAUUCUACAUUGGGGUAUUGCCAUAAUUAUAGUCCAGUGGAUAAGAGAUAAUAUCAGAGGUUGGUUGGUCAAUUUAUUUAUCUACAUCAUACUCGACCAGACAUUGCAUUUGCUGUGGGCAUUAUCAGUCAAUUCAUACAUGAUCCGAGAGAACCCCAUCUACAAGCUGUUCAUAAGAUUCUAUCCUAUUUGAAGGGCACUACUGGACAAGGCAUACUUUUUCAAAAAGCUUAG
Spirodela intermedia is the source of this 957-nucleotide messenger RNA. The record is from the annotation of a GenBank genome assembly. NCBI's taxonomy places the organism in Eukaryota, Viridiplantae, Streptophyta, Magnoliopsida, Alismatales, Araceae.